Molecule: messenger RNA, 1220 nt
Organism: Penicillium brasilianum
Lineage: Eukaryota; Fungi; Ascomycota; Eurotiomycetes; Eurotiales; Aspergillaceae
Source: the annotation of a GenBank genome assembly
CAUCGGCCCUCGGCAUCUCCAACUCACUUCUCCGCAAUUACCAAAUAACAGCCGGGGUCCUUUCCAAACCCCACUCAAAGCUCCCACGCAUCCUCUUUUCACUUCGACCUUGAACAUUCAUCCCUCUGAAGUAAUUCACAAAACCUACCAACCCUUUGACAUCAACCAAACUCGAACAACCUCCAAACCGCGGCAAUGCCGAGUUUCGCCCGUCCACCACCAACCCCCCAACAUGCCCUGCUGUCCUUCCCAGCUCCGCACAUCCUCCUAGUAACUCUCAACCGGCCUCGAGACCUGAACUGCAUCAACUCACAGGGCAAUGCAGAGCUGCAUGAAGUGUGGGAGUGGAUGGACGAUGAGCCCAGUCUGAGAGUCGGCAUUCUGACCGGCAAGGGGAGAGCUUUUUGCGCGGGAGCUGAUCUGAAAGAAUGGAACGACCGCACCCAAUCAUCAACCUCCAAAUCCCCCAUGCCAAACUCCGGCUUUGGCGGUCUAUCCCGACGCAAGGGCCGCAAGCCCGUUCUCUGCGCUGUUAACGGGCUUUGCUUCGGCGGCGGCGCCGAAAUGAUGAUCAACUCUGACAUGGUCAUCGCCUCUUCUCGCGCCGCCCUGGGUCUCCCCGAGGUGAAGCGCGGAGUCGUCGCGCUCGCGGGUGCCCUGCCCCGUCUCGUGCGAACGGUCGGCAAACAGCGCGCCAUGGAGAUGGCUCUGACGGGCCGGCCAUACACCGCCGAGCAAGCUGAGCGGUGGGGAUUGAUCAAUGAGAUUGUUAAUGUGGACGAUUGUGUUGGGGCUGGGGGCAAGGUCGAUGACGAUGCAGUGUCGAAGAAGGUGGUUGAGCGGGCGGUGCAGGUUGCCUCUGAGAUUGCGGCGAAUAGCCCCGAUGCAGUGCUGGUUAGCCGAGAGGGGAUUAAGUUGGGAUGGGAGGGGAUUGGGGCUGAGGAGGGGACGGUAAUGUUGAAUGAUACUUGGGUGCGGCGGUUGUAUGAGGGGGAGAAUAUCAAGGAGGGACUCAAGGCUUUUGUCGAGAAGAGGAAGCCGGAUUGGAAGGAUAGUAAGCUGUAAAUAAGGCUUUGCAUUGAAAUCGGUCCCUGGUAUCAGGGUAGCUGGUACAGCUAUAUGGCAACUGAAUAUAUACAUCUAUUUGACCAUGCUCUACAAUCACAUGGCCCUGCGUAGCACUAGUCUAAUGAAUGGCUCGAAUGCUCGGGAUAUCUGCU